UUUUCGCAUUGCGUUGCCUGUUCCGCACUAUAAUUUUACAAUAAGCGAUUAGCAUUAUUAUUUCUGAAGCUAAAUUUCUGUUAUUUUUAAGUAAAUCUGGUUCCCUAUUAAACUCCAAUGCAAUUUUUGGCCAGUAUACACUAUUGACCCUUGGCCAGUAAAUAAAAGGAAGAUAAUCUGAUAAUUAUUUUAAAAUCAAUUAUUUUUUACCAAAUUAUUUUUCAAAAAACUAAAAAUCUAUUAAUUUAUUUAAAUCUUACAUCAUUUAGCUAAAUACAAGCGCAAUCCUUAUUGCAAUCAAAUAAGCGGAUUGCAUCAUUUCCCCCCUUUACCUUUCAUUCCCAACAUUCCCCCAUUGCUUCUGUUUUAAAAAAAGCUUUUUCUAUAAAGCUAAAAACAUUAUAUAUUUAUUUCAACAUUCUCUUUUAUCUAAGCAUUAUUAGAGAGCUGCUUUUCCUCAUUCUGUCUUUCUCACUUGUCAUUUUCCCAUCAGCUAUUUUUUGGCCAAAUAUUAUCUUCUCUGUUUAUUUAUUUAAAGCUGUAAAAAUAUUAAAUUACUUAAUAAUUUUAAAUUUAUUUAAAUAAGAAAUUUUAUAUUAAUAUUUUAGAGAAAAAAUAUUUAAAAAUUCCUUCCUUCAUUCCCUUUUUUAAAUAAUUAUUUUUUAAAUUUUCUCAUUUAUUCUAUUAAAAUUUAAAUUAUUUCGAAUUUAAUUUAGAAAUUAUUUUAAUUAGUAGUCAUUUUUCUCCCCAAAAAUGACUCUUCCUCGAAAAUCUUCCAAUUCCUCUUCACUCUCUUCCAAUUCAAAAGCUAAAUGGUUACGUCAAAAUGCUCUUUUAACUUUAACUAUUGGGGCUGUAUUUAUCGGAGUUUUGGUUGGGUGUGUUGGUCGUUUGGGGGAACCUAGUGCUAAUACUGCUAGAUUUGUUGGAUUUCCUGGAGAGUUGUUAAUGAGAAUGCUUAAAUGUGUUAUCCUUCCACUCAUUUCAUCUUCUCUAAUUACUGGUCUUGCACAACUUGAUGUUCGUCAAUCGGGUAGAAUGGGGGCUUUGGCUAUUUUAUAUUAUUUGGCUACUACUGGAAUUGCUGUUACUACAGGCAUAAUUCUUGUAAUUGCAAUACACCCAGGCAAUCCUGCCCAUUACCCUGGACAACAAACUACCAAAAAUCAGCCAAUUAUAAGUAUGGCAGAUACUUUAAUGGAUUUAAUUAGAAAUAUAUUUCCCGAUAAUUUAAUACAAGCAACAAUGCAACAAACACAAACAAAAAUUGAGAGAAUUAAUGGAUCUGAUGGAAUUUUAAUUGAAAAAUAUAAAUUGGGGCAUACUGAUGGAAUGAAUAUUUUAGGUUUAAUUGUUUUUUGCAUUGCUUUUGGUAUAGUAUUGAGUCAAUUAGGACCUAGAGGUCGUCCUAUGGUUGACUUUUUUGCAAUUCUUGAUUUGGUCAGUAUGCGUUUAGUUUCUUUAAUUAUGUGGUAUUCACCAAUUGGUAUUUCUUCUUUAAUUGCUAGUAAAAUUCUUUCUGUUGAGAAUCUCACUGACACAGCUAAUAGUUUAGCAAUGUAUUGCUUAACAGUCAUUAUUGGUCUAUCAAUCCAUUCACUCAUCUCCCUUCCAUUGCUUUAUCUCUUCCUAACAGGCAAAAAUCCUUUUGUUUUUGCCAAAGGUUUACUUCAAGCAAUGGCUAUUGCUUUCGGAACAGCCUCCUCUGCAGCUACAUUACCCGCUACUUUUCGUUGUUUGGAACAGAAUUUGGGCAUUGACAAAAGAGUUACUCGUUUUGUUUUACCUGUUGGGGCAACAAUUAAUAUGGAUGGAACAGCGUUAUAUGAAGCAGUUGCAACUAUUUUUAUAGCUCAAAUGAAUGGAAUGGAACUCGGAUUGGCUCGAAUUGUUGUUGUUAGUUUGACAGCUACAUUAGCAUCAAUUGGAGCAGCCUCUGUCCCACAUGGAGGUUUAGUAACUGUUGUAGUUGUUUUAACGGCUGUUGGAUUGCCUGUUGGGGAUGUUUCUUUAAUUGUUGCCGUUGAUUGGUUUAUUGAUCGUUUCCGAACGGCAAUUAAUGUUCUCGGAGAUGCUUAUGGUGCUGCUAUAGUCCAUCACCAUUCCAAGGAGUAUUUGCCCGUUGAAGGAGAUAAUUUGUUGGAUAAACAGGAAGGGGGAAGUGAAUUAAUGGCUUUACCAGAAAAUGGACGGCUUUUGGCUGAAAAGGAAAGAAUUGAAGAGAAAGGGAAAUAUUAUUCACCUUUAAGUAUUAGCCCGGCAUAA
Molecule: messenger RNA, 2265 nt
Organism: Meloidogyne enterolobii
Lineage: Eukaryota; Metazoa; Nematoda; Chromadorea; Rhabditida; Meloidogynidae
Source: the annotation of a GenBank genome assembly